AUGAAGUCUCUCCAGUUGCUUGCCCGCGCACGGCCGGCCCUGUUCCAUCAUCCCCCGAGAAAUUCACUCCGCACCUUCAGCACUGUCCGCAAUCACGCGCAGUCUCAGCGUACCUCGAGCACAAACUCUCCUCAAUCAGAGCGACCCGUCAACUUCUACAGCACCCACGGCCGCGCCUUUUUCAAAGCCAUCACGCUGGCGUUCCUGACAUACCAAAUCGCAUACUGGGCAUGGCUGACGCUGGAGACGGAAUACGUCAAAGACCAGAAGAAUCGCGAGAUCAAGUCGCUCGAGCAAGAAGUGAGGUUGUUGGAUGAAGGUCGAAAGGCUCACAGACCUGGCACGUCUUGA
Fonsecaea multimorphosa CBS 102226 is the source of this 351-nucleotide messenger RNA. RefSeq lists its product as uncharacterized. Lineage: Eukaryota; Fungi; Ascomycota; Eurotiomycetes; Chaetothyriales; Herpotrichiellaceae. The transcript has a single exon. The coding region runs from base 1 to 351 and encodes 116 amino acids. The record is from RefSeq and is a predicted model, not a curated record.